GUUUCACUGCUCGCGUGUCAGGAGAUGAUGUCAUGAUCUGGUGGAAGUUGUGUGCGGGAUUUGCCUGUUUUCCAGAAGAAAAGUGUCUCGCGCCGCAUCGGCUCAGGAUUGCUGAUGUUGAGUUGGCAUUUUGGGUGAAAACCCCAGAAGACUCCUAAAACACAGGGCUGAAGUUCAGCUGUAGAUGUGAUGCAGCGUCCUGCUUAAUUUGCAGGUUGAAUAUAAAGCAACAUGACGCUCAGGAGAGUGAACGUAGUGAUCCUGGUCCUGCUCUCGAUCGCCUUUUUAAUCAUCGUGCAUCGAAAUCUGCUGAAUCUCAGCGACUUCCUGAAGCAAGAUGGUUCAGACUCAGCCCCGGGUGCGAUCCUGCCCUUUGAAAGCGGGUUCUUUGCGGAGCGGAAAGUCAGGACCGGGGAGGAGAUCCCGGUGGUAAUCACAGCCUCCGAGGAGAGACUCGGUGCCGCAGUGGCCGCCAUGAACAGCAUCAACCAAAACAGCAAAGCCAACGUGGUUUUCAGCGUCGUGACCCUCAACGAGUCUGUGGAACAUCUCCGGACUUGGCUGAGCAAAACAGACAUCAAGCACAAGAUCAUAACGUUCGAGCCAAAAAUCCUGAAGGGAAAGAUUUCCUUUAAUCCUCAGCAACUGGAUUUGGAAAAACCGCUCACUUUCGCCAGGUUUUACAUGCCAAACUUCUUACCUGACACGGAGAAAGUGAUCUACUUGGACGAUGAUAUUAUUGUACAAGGAGACAUCCAGGAACUUUUUGACACCGGUCUGAAGCCUGGCCAUGCUGCCGCUUUUUCGGAAGACUGCGAUUCUGCCUCUUCUAAAGCCAUCGUUAGAGGAGCAGGAAACCAGAACAGUUAUAUUGGUUUUCUGGACUUCAAAAAGGAAACUGUUCGGAAACUGGGAAUGCGAGCAAACACGUGUUCUUUUAAUCCUGGCGUCAUCGUGGCGAACUUAACCGAAUGGAAACACCAAAACAUCACGCAGCAACUGGAAAUGUGGAUGGAGCGCAAUGUCAAGGAAGGUCUUUACAGCAACAUGUUAGCGGACAGCUUCACUACACCGCCGCUACUUAUAGUGUUCUACAAGCGUCACUCCAGCAUUGAGCCCAUGUGGCAUGUCAGACAUCUCGGAGCCACCGGAGCUGCAAAUCGCUACUCUCCACAGUUCAUCAGCGCCGCUAAACUUCUCCACUGGAACGGACAUUAUAAGCCGUGGGGUAGAGCCGCGUCCUACUCCGGCGUUUGGGAUAAAUGGUACAUUCCAGAUCCUACGGGUAAAUUCCAUCCGAUCAGAAAACACUCAGGAGACAAAUAAACUUUAGACUUGGAAGUGUAAAAAUAACAUGACCCGUAACUAAUCUUUUGCACAAAUAUUUCGGUUUAUUAGGACGACCUGGAUUCGGAUACUGAAAAGGAUUGUAAGGAUUUUGCAAUGCUACACAUUUUCGAUGCUUUUCCAGCAUCUGAUGAUUUUUAAGCAGGUCCAAGAUUUAUUUAUUUUUUUUUCCAAUUGACAGCAUGCGGUAUAUAGUUAAAGCAAUUUGGCUUGAAAACUAGAAUAAAGUAUUAGCACGGAUUUAAACGCGACAUACGGAUGGAAGCAGGCGGGAAAUCAGAUCAGUUUACUUUAAACAUACUCAGUAUUUCAUUUGAUUGGCAUCUCUGGAAAAUUGUCCCUAGUGUGUGAUUGAGUGUGUGUGUGUACCCUGUGAUGGGUUGGCACGCCGUCCAGGGUGUAUCCUGCCUUGAUGCCCGAUGACGACUGAGAUAGGCACAGGCUUCCCGUGACCCGAGGUAGUUCGGAUAAGCGGUAGAAGAUGAAUGAAUGAAUGUUUCCAUUAUGACUUCUGUGCACAGUUACACUGAAUACACACUUCACCUGAACUCAUCAGGUGGUAGAAACGGACCUCGAGACGGCACGAUGACAGCCAGCGUCUUAAAACGGUAUCAAACGAAUACGUUCCGUUUAACAUUCCACCAACACCAGGGGAAAAUUGAUUACGACUAACGGCAUGAAUCCUGAGAACAAGCCUAGGACAAAAACACUAAAACGCUACCUCAAUCCUUAUUGCCUACACUCUAAAGGUCCAGCAUUUUUCAGAUGGCUUUUUCUUUUCAUCCAUUUAGUUACUUAUGCAGUUGGGUCGCAGGGGAUUUUUGCGAGGUACCUUUCCAAGUACAGAAUAAAACCACUUAAUUUAGAUUUUUGCAUAUAUCAUUUUUAAGCAUGUGUUUUGUUUUUUGUCUUCAGUGAUUUCUAGCACAUUUCACUUCUUGACCAAGAGUUAUUUCCAUUUCAGCCUCACUGUUACUUCUUCGGAAGCGUGUGAUCACAUCUGUAAAUAAGAAAAGCAAAUAAUUCUAUAUUUACGUAUUAAAAAGUCUUGUAACAUUA
Tachysurus vachellii is the source of this 2406-nucleotide messenger RNA. It is a transcript of the gene glt8d1, whose product is annotated as glycosyltransferase 8 domain containing 1. The transcript has 10 exons. The coding region runs from base 232 to 1326 and encodes 364 amino acids. Lineage: Eukaryota; Metazoa; Chordata; Actinopteri; Siluriformes; Bagridae. Gene Ontology annotation, cellular component: Golgi apparatus. The record is from RefSeq and is a predicted model, not a curated record. Gene Ontology annotation, molecular function: glycosyltransferase activity.